Molecule: messenger RNA, 638 nt
Organism: Chrysoperla carnea
Lineage: Eukaryota; Metazoa; Arthropoda; Insecta; Neuroptera; Chrysopidae
Exons: 4
Coding region: 53-547 (164 amino acids)
Source: RefSeq, a predicted model, not a curated record
GAAAGCCUACUUCUUAAUAAUUUAUUGUGAAGAUCCACAUUCUUUUCUAGACAUGUACUGGGAAAAAAUUGGGGAUUGUUUGGAUGCAGAGAAACGUUUAAUUGAUAUAAGUGAAAUUAAAAUUAAGAAAUUAAGUCGUACUCUUAUAGGAAUUACCGGACAAGUACUUGUUAGAAAGACUAUUGAAGAAGGUUUUACGGUGGAAGUGGUAGCCACAAGAAAAGCUUUAACAGGUAGAUGGGUGCCAGUGGAUAUACAAGAUAUUACGUCAAAGCGUCAUAAUGGUUGCGAAUUAAUAUCAGUUGAAAAAUAUUAUGUAGGCCCAGUUUUAAAAAGUGCUCAUAUUCCUCCAAAGUGUCCAAUACAAGAGGGUACAUAUACAUUAGUAAAUGAUACGAUGGCCUUCAAUUUACCUAGAUUUAUCAUUCCCACUUGUUAUAAAUUAGAAGUAAAAUUAUUUGAUACCGAAGAAAAUGUAUUUAUGUGUGGAGCUGCGGUUAUUAAAAUUGUUCCAACUGGAGAAGGACCAUUCCCAAAAUGUAUUUGAAAAUAUUUCAUAGAUUGAUGAUAGAUUGGAAGAAGUUUAUAAAAUAAAAAUACCGUCUUUUUUCAAUAAAAAUAUUUUAUUUACAUUGUAC